ACCACCAUCGGGCUACAACCACCACACUAGCAAGGGAGCAUCAUAGUGGUAGCAGCAGCAGCAGUAGCAGCAGCAACACACCAGCACCUCCAGGUUCCCUCUGCUGGUGUGUGCCGAUGCCGCAGUAGCGACUGCCUCUCUGGCCCGUAUAGAUUUUCAAUUAGACCGCGCGAAACGUGGAAAAUAAUGUGCCGCUCCGACACCUGCUGACCGUUCCCGAAGGUCGCUCGUCCGGGUGCCCCUGUGUCCGACGUACCGCACCUCUUCCAUACCACGUCGUUGCCCCGAGAUCGUAGUCGUCGUGGCCGAGGUGUACACCUGGUGGACGGACAGACAAACGGACAGAGAAAGAGGGAGAAAGACAGAUCGAUUUCAGUCUCGUGUGCGUGAACAGUGCCAAAAGGCCAAGAGGAUGGCCAGCCAGUGACGAGAUCUUCGAAUGGUCCACGGUCCAUGGGGUCGCCAGAGAGGAUGCCGUUUCCGGUGAACCACAGGACCCUGCUGUCCAGCUUCGUCGCUCUCUCCGCGUUCAUACUACACUCAGGUAUCGUGGCUCUUCGUAUGACGGCCCUACAGAUACCACAGCACGUCGUUCUAAACGAAACUGUCCGUAUGCAGUGCAACUUCAACCUGGACAAAGAGGUAUUGUACUCGGUGAAAUGGUACAAAGACGGCCAUGAGUUCUAUCGUUUCGUGCCUAGGGACGAACCCAUGGUGCAGACCUUCCGUGUUCCUGGCGUAAACGUGAACAUACACAAUUCCACCAAGAUAUCGGUAGUAUUGAACAAUGUGAAUCUUACUAGUUCAGGGAGAUAUCGAUGCGAGGUCUCUGCCGAGGCUCCCGCCUUUCAAACCGUGUCUGAUCACGCAGACAUGACGGUAGUAGUUCUUCCUGACGAAGGACCACGAAUAACCGGUGGUCGUUCCCGCUACCAAGUAGGGGAGGUGGUCCGCAUGAACUGCACAUCCGCACCCUCAAAACCGGCCGCCCUGUUAACUUGGUUCAUCAACGGCGACCCGGCCGAUACCCAGUACCUGAAGGGACCGCACAUUACCGCCGUAGACGAGAAGGGCCUGGAAACCGCGGUAUUGGGCUUGGAGUUUCGCGUUGCCAACAAACACUUCAAGCGUGGCGACAUGAAGCUCAAGUGCUUGGCGACAAUAGCGACCGUCUAUCUGCAGAGCAAAGAGGAGAGCGUGGAAGGAGACGAGAGGAUCCUGAAAGCCCCGGUGAUGGAGAGCCGCGAGACCAGGGCACAGAGCCACACGCGCAACGAUUUAAUCAAUGGUAAAAUCCCCGGGAGUGAGGCAACCACGAUAUUCAACCGGAUGAUCAUUUUUUUGAUCACGGGAAUCAUCCUAGCUCGAUAAUAACGACAAUUGUUUUUCACGUUGCUUCCUAAGAGUGUAAAACGAGUACGUUAGGAGAUUGUUCCCAUCGUAUCUAAUACUAAUUUUUAAGCCGCGUAAUCGUAAUUAAAUAUCAUAUCGAUAAACAUAAGGGUGACGUUCGACUAGACGUCUUCGUCGUACAAGUAGUGACAGAUCUAUCUAACUCUCUAUUUCCCCCUUUUUUAAUUUCAAUUAAACCAAAUUCGAUUCACUUACCAUCAUUUAAAAGAAAUUAAUCUUGAAAUUACUUUCGAAAAAUUAAAUUAAUUCAAAAUAUUUGAUUAACAAGAUUAAAAUCAAAUUUUCAGAAUAUUUAUGUGUACAAUUUCUCAAAGAAAAUUAUGAAGAAAAAUUCUUUAUAUAUUUGUAGAUCUGCCACUAGUAAUAAACCAAAAUAUGUUCUAGGCUCUAAAUGUAUUCUCGCGUGAAGAAAAGGUUUCAUUUAAAACAUAUCCAUGGAACUACCAAAGGGAGGGAGAGAAAGUAAAACAAUAAAAGAAAAUACAACACAGAAUAAAUUACUCAAAGAAAAGAAACCAAAGGAAGCAUAAAUCCGUCUCUCCAUAUGCAUAUAUAUAUGUAUAUUAUAUAUAUGUUAGGUCGUCCAGAGAUCCUUUUAACAAAUGACAAGGAAGUUCUUAUUGCUUUCCUAUACAUUGAAACAAUAUUAUUUUUACUACAAUUUUAUAAGGGUACUUCUAUUUUUACUGCAUAUCAUUUUUUAUACAUUUGACAAAAAGAAAGGGGGAAUCUCUAUAUGGAAAGCACAUGUCUUUCCAUCUCAAAAUCUUGCUAUUGUGUUGUACAAAUGCAAUGGAAAGCAAUCAAGAACAAUUUUUGAUAGCUAGCUUCACAAACGGAUGCUGGGUAAUUAUUAUUUCCACUAAAUUGAUGUCAAUUCAUUAUGCCAUGAACUAUAUGCUUUUGUUGUAUAACAAGUCUUCUUAAAGAUAUUUUAAAUAACAGAAACAUACAAAUUUUAAGUAAAUCUAUAUCGUUAUAAAGAUAAUAAUGUAUUCAAAGUUCUAUUCAAUGAAUUCUGGUAUUAACUGAAAUUGCAAUUCUUGAAAAAUGGAAUACCCAGUGGUGACAUAAAUGGUGCAUCGCAUACAACGUAAUCUCAGCUACAAUACUUUAGGAGCGUAUAUUUUUAUCUAGAUUUUUACAUUCAAUGAUCGUGUGACUUCAUCACGUUUCAAGUUUUCCCGCGUAAAUACGAGGAAUUGAGGACAGUUUGGAAAUAGGCGCCAUUAUAUGAAAACCACGUUUUAAGCGAAACGUUUUAAUGCGGGGAAUUAUGUAUAAAAGUGUGUUAUGUCGACAUUUUAACUAAAAAUAUCCUCGCUUUCGUAUGUUUGUACAAAUUUUCAUUUACGACUUUAGCUCAGGGCCCGGAGAUUUAACGAUCCACCCACGAAAUAUACAUUUCAAAAAUCCAUCUUUCUUGUAAAAUUGCUAGACAACGAAAUUUCCAAAAAUGAUACUAAUCCAAUUUUUCUUCAAAUUAUUCUAAUGAUAUCUUAAGGCUAUUAAACACUAUUGUACAUCUAAAUUAUUUACAGUUGUCUUCCUGCACAAAGCAAUUUCACAAGAAAGAUCGUUAAUUAAACAUUGUUAAUGCUACUUAUCGUUAUUUACUGCGAAAAUUUUAUUGGUGAAUUAUUUACAUUGUUAUUUCUAGACUACGGAUGUUUAUG
Messenger RNA from Bombus terrestris (buff-tailed bumblebee), 3089 nucleotides. RefSeq names its product cell adhesion molecule 2. The coding region runs from base 454 to 1371 and encodes 305 amino acids. The transcript has 6 exons. NCBI's taxonomy places the organism in Eukaryota, Metazoa, Arthropoda, Insecta, Hymenoptera, Apidae. The record is from RefSeq and is a predicted model, not a curated record.